AUGUGGUUCUUCCUAGUGUGCCUGGCAGUUAUAGGGACAGCUAGAUGUCAACUUUGUAAUGACUGUUCGUGUAUCCCGGGCAAGCAACCAUCUCAAAAGUCAAGUUUCAGCGUUCCCGAGGCUUUUAAGAGAGAUAAAAUCACCCCGGACUAUCUACCUGUCCCGCCUAAAGAUUUUCUUACGGGCCCUUUUGUUAGCGCUGAUGUGAACUUGGGAAACUUCAUAUCGCCACUAAGAGCUAUUGAUCCACUUCUGUUCCAGUAUGACAAGGCACAAGGAAAUAAGAAUUACACUCUUGUAUUAAUAGACAUCGAUGCACCGGUGAUGUCAAAGGCCAAGGGUUUUGUGAAUUUGUUAGUUGUGAAUAUACCAGGAGUUGAUUCAAUCACAACGGGAGACUUGGCUGUUCCAUUCUCACCAGCCAUGCCAUCCUUGGGUAGUGGCAUGCAUCGUGUCAUAGGGUUAUUCUACGAACAAGAAAAGUAUAUUGACCCUGAUCAAAUUGAUCUUCUGGGGCUAGCAAGAACACGGCUUAUACCUCAAAUAAACGUCUUCACGCAAACUUACGGCCUCGGGGAUCCGGUUGCUGGAAAUUUCUUUAAAACUGAAUUAUCCUAUUAUGCCAUCGUCAUAGCUGGCUUUUGUAUGGACUUUAAUUUGGACCAUUCGAUUCAUGGAGAAACUGUCACAUCUAGAAUUGUUUGGACCUCUAAUAUAGUACUUGGUACGGUUAUCACUUGUGUUGGUGCAUAUGGCGCACCAAACAGACUACAUGAUGUUAUUAGCGCAUUGAACAAAAUUGAAAAGGUAAAAUGUCAAGUUAAAGGCGCAAAUCAGGACCAUACAGAAAAAAAGCACAUUAUUUCACUUUUAGCGUACCUCGGUAUGGUAACAGUGCUUAUAAUCGCUGAUUUGUACAAAGACACGUGUGAGGAAAUCGAAUUUGGGCACCAUGUAAAUUUGAUAGUAAUGAACUCAUUUUUCUCUUUGGAGUACUUCGUUCACGAAUUAAUAGUAAUUCAGUUUACAUUAAUAGCGGCUCAAGUGCAACAUAUUUUCGUGGAAGUAAAUGAGAAAUUACAGGAUAUCAAAGAUAAUCUGGACAAACAGCAAGGCUCUUUUGAACCUCCACGAGAAAUUAAAAACAAAAAUAUAAAUAGUGUAAUCGACUCCCUUUACUUAAAAGACACAGAAAAAGAUUUAAAUGGAGAUUAUAAAACAAUACGAUCAUUAGCACAUUCAUACGAAGCCAUAUGUGACAUUGUGGAGAAGAUUGGUUGCAGUCACAAAGUCCUAAAUCUCUGCCUUCUAACGUCCUCUUUCCUACAUUUAGUCGUCACUCCAUAUUAUGACAUAUUCACAAACAUAUAUGCCUUGAUACGAAAGCCCUCAGUGUUAUUGAUACGAAUUGUAUGGUUCUACGUCCAUCUUUUUAAUCUGGGACUGUUGGUGGAGCCAUGGCAUCAGAUACAAGUUCAAAUCAUGGGCGCUGUAACAACAUACCUUGUUAUUAUAUUCCAGUUUCGAAGUUGA
Leptosia nina is the source of this 1533-nucleotide messenger RNA. Lineage: Eukaryota; Metazoa; Arthropoda; Insecta; Lepidoptera; Pieridae. The record is from the annotation of a GenBank genome assembly.